Messenger RNA from Ostrinia furnacalis (Asian corn borer), 900 nucleotides. RefSeq lists its product as uncharacterized. The record is from RefSeq and is a predicted model, not a curated record. The coding region runs from base 1 to 900 and encodes 299 amino acids. NCBI's taxonomy places the organism in Eukaryota, Metazoa, Arthropoda, Insecta, Lepidoptera, Crambidae. The transcript has a single exon.
AUGUCAGUGUUACUGAGGGCGUACUACUGUAACAUGAAGUCCGAGUCGGCGGCCGCUUGCGCAGGUCGCGGCGGGCGAGCGAGCGUGCGCCGAGCGUGUACGCCGAGCGCCGCCGAGCGUGUACGCCGAGCGCCGCCGAGCGUGUACGCCGAGCGCCGCCGAGCGUGUACGCCGAGCGCCGCCGAGCGUGUACGCCGAGCGCCGCCGAGCGUGUACGCCGAGCGCCGCCGAGCGUGUACGCCGAGCGCCGCCGAGCGUGUACGCCGAGCGCCGCCGAGCGUGUACGCCGAGCGCCGCCGAGCGUGUACGCCGAGCGCCGCCGAGCGUGUACGCCGAGCGCCGCCGAGCGUGUACGCCGAGCGCCGCCGAGCGUGUACGCCGAGCGCCGCCGAGCGUGUACGCCGAGCGCCGCCGAGCGUGUACGCCGAGCGCCGCCGAGCGUGUACGCCGAGCGCCGCCGAGCGUGUACGCCGAGCGCCGCCGAGCGUGUACGCCGAGCGCCGCCGAGCGUGUACGCCGAGCGCCGCCGAGCGUGUACGCCGAGCGCCGCCGAGCGUGUACGCCGAGCGCCGCCGAGCGUGUACGCCGAGCGCCGCCGAGCGUGUACGCCGAGCGCCGCCGAGCGUGUACGCCGAGCGCCGCCGAGCGUGUACGCCGAGCGCCGCCGAGCGUGUACGCCGAGCGCCGCCGAGCGUGUACGCCGAGCGCCGCCGAGCGUGUACGCCGAGCGCCGCCGAGCGUGUACGCCGAGCGCCGCCGAGCGUGUACGCCGAGCGCCGCCGAGCGUGUACGCCGAGCGCCGCCGAGCGGGCGCCGCGCCGGGCCCGCCGCGAGCUCAUCUACUUCAGGCAGAGAUUCAACAUACUCCAAGAGAUUCAUCAACUUGUCACAGUGACAUGA